CGCUGAACUUGGAUUGAAGCCACGUGGAUCGGCGCCGUUGAAACUUUUUAGCUUUCCUUCCACGCUUUCCCUUUUUUUUUUAAAUCCGCCGCCAAAUCUGUAACCCGAAAACUCCUUCCAAUUUCAUGAAUUACGAACAGAGGCUUAAAGCCGCGGCCAAAAUCGUCCUCACGUACGACGAACGCGCUGGAGACGAUGCGGUGGAUUGUGUAGAAUUUGGAGUCACCGCGACGCUGAAACCUCACCAAGUCGACGGAGUGUCUUGGCUUGUUAGGACAUAUGUUCUUGGCGUCAACGUCGUUCUUGAUGGGAUUGGGGAAGACUCUUCAAGCUAUUUCCUUCUUGAGCUAUUUGAAGGUCCAUCAGAAGUCACCAGGGCCAUUUUUGGUGCUUUGUCCCUUAAGUGUAACGGACGGUUGGGUGUCAGAGAUAGUUAAAUUUACUCCUAAAUUAGAAGUUCUUAGGUAUGUCGGUGACAAAGAACACCGGCGAAGUCUACGCAAGAAUAUAUAUGAGCAGGUGAAAGAGAAGUCAUCAUCAAAUGUUCCAUCCUUACCCUUUGAUGUGCUCUUGACAACAUAUGACAUAGCAUUGAUCGAUCAAGAUUUUCUCUCUCAAAUACCCUGGCAUUAUGCUGUAAUAGAUGAAGCUCAAAGGCUUAAAAAUCCUUCCAGCGUUCUGUAUAAUGUCCUUAACGAUAGGUUUAUUAUGCCAAGACGGUUGUUGAUGACUGGUACUCCUAUUCAGAACAAUCUCACUGAACUCUGGGCUUUGAUGCACUUUUGUAUGCCCUCGGUGUUUGGGACCCUAAACCAGUUUCUUUCUUUAUUCAAAGAAGCUGGAGAUAUUUCAUCAGAUAGUACAUCAUCUAAGUCCAAGGAGUUGUUUAAGAGUUUAAAGUAUAUAUUGCAAGCUUUUAUGCUUCGACGGACAAAAGCUAAACUUAUUGAGUCUGGAAAUCUAGUACUCCCGCCUCUUACUGAGAUUACUGUGAUGGCUCCAUUAGUUAGCCUGCAAAAGAAGGUGUAUACUUCAAUAUUAAGAAAGGAGCUUCCAAAACUUCUUGCUUUGUCUUCUAGCUCAUGUAGCCAUCAAUCUUUACAAAAUAUUGUAAUUCAACUAAGAAAAGCAUGCAGCCACCCUUACCUCUUCCCUGGCAUUGAGCCUGAGCCAUAUGAAGAGGGUGAACACCUUGUUCAGGGCAGUGGGAAGCUUAUGGUUUUAGAUCAACUACUCUGGAAGCUAUAUGAUUCUGGGCAUCGUGUCCUUCUCUUUGCUCAGAUGACACAUACGCUUGACAUUUUACAGGAUUUUUUAGAGUUACGAAAGUAUUCCUAUGAGCGGCUUGAUGGAUCAAUUCGAGCUGAAGAGCGGUUUGCUGCAAUAAGAAGUUUCAGCAAGCAAUCAGCUGAAGGGAGUGUGAAUUCAGAAUCUGACCAAACUGCUGCUUUUGUUUUCUUGAUCUCUACGAGAGCUGGGGGUGUUGGCUUGAAUCUUGUAGCUGCUGAUACGGUUAUUUUCUACGAGCAAGACUGGAAUCCUCAGGUAGACAAGCAGGCUCUUCAGCGAGCACAUAGAAUAGGCCAAAUGAAUCAUGUGUUGUCCAUAAACCUUGUUACGGAAUAUAGUGUGGAACAGGUAAUUAUGCGGAGAGCAGAAAAGAAGCUGCAACUUAGUCGUAAUGUUGUAGGAGAUCAUGUCAUGGACCAGGAGGGGAAAGAAAUGGAAGGAGCUGAAAUGGGUGAUUUGCGAUCUAUCAUAUUUGGAUUGCAUAUGUUCGAUCCUGCUCAGAUCAAUAAUGAAGAAGCAUAUGAGUUAAAGACAUCCGAGCUAAGUGCUAUGGCCGAGAAAGUAAUUGCAAUGCGUUAUGAACAAAUGUUAGGCAAGAAUGAUGGCAAGUUUGAGAUUAAUGCAGGGGAUUUGAUGGAUGGCCAUGAUGUUCAUAUGAUAGAGAGUUCCGUCAGCAAUGAUCCUGGUCUUGAUGAGGCUUCAUACCUUUCUUGGGUUGAAAAAUUCAAGGUAGCUUCACAGUCGGGUGAUAAUCAAAUCAUGGCAUUGGAAAGUAGAAGGAACUUUCCUGAGGACAGGCAUCUGAAAGUUGAGGCUGCAAAGAAGAAGGCGGAGGAAAAGAAGGCGGCUAAGUGGGAAGCUAAUGGAUACCAUUCACUGUCUGUCCAAGAUCCUUGUCCAAUGGAUGGUGAUAUGCUGUCAGAUUCUGGUUCUGUUUUUUUUGUUUAUGGCGAUUGUACUGAUCCAUCAAUAGUUUGUCCCUCUGAGCCUGCUAUAAUAUUCAGUUGUAUUGAUAAUUCUGGAAACUGGGGUCAUGGUGGAAUGUUUGAUGCUCUAGCGAAGCUUUCUGCUAGUGUUCCUGUUGCAUAUGAACGAGCAUCCGAGUUUCAGGACCUUCAUCUCGGUGAUCUUCAUCUUAUAAGAGUCAAUGAGGAUGUCAAGGAAAAUAAUACACCAUUAUGGGUUGCUUUGGCUGUUGUUCAAUCUUAUAAUCCAAGACGUAAAGUUCCUCGUAGUGACAUCACUAUGCCUGAUCUGGAACGUUGUUUGUCAAAGGCAUCAUUCUCAGCAGCUGAAAAUUCUGGUAAAGACUUCAAGUUAAUCCAUCUUACAUCAUCACCACCAUCAUCAUUAAUUAAUAUUACAUCUUCAAAACAUUCAACUUCAAUCCACAUGCCACGAAUUGGAUAUCAAGAUCGAUCAGAUCGUUCUCAGUGGUACACCGUGGAACGUCUUCUGAGAAAAUAUGCUUCCAUUUAUGGUGUAAAGAUCUUUGUGUAUUAUUACCGUCGGUAACUUGCUGAAGGAGUAUUGUGUGUUAUGUUCAUGACCUUCAUAACUGUUUGCCAGCCAUAAAUUUAAGUUAGGAGCUCUCAUAUACUUAUCUCCUUCCAUGACAUUAGAGAAGGUUGAAUGUGUUGUACAAUGGAUUAUUCUGCAUGCUGUAAAUAUAUGAAUUUGAUGGGAUGAUAUGGGUAUAUUACAAUUUCCUUUGGACCA
Molecule: messenger RNA, 3009 nt
Organism: Gossypium raimondii (Peruvian cotton)
Lineage: Eukaryota; Viridiplantae; Streptophyta; Magnoliopsida; Malvales; Malvaceae
Product: probable helicase CHR10
Exons: 16
Coding region: 280-2805 (841 amino acids)
Biological process (GO): DNA repair; chromatin remodeling
Molecular function (GO): ATP binding; ATP-dependent chromatin remodeler activity; DNA helicase activity
Source: RefSeq, a predicted model, not a curated record